GCCGCUGCUGUUAAUCAUUCACCAGCCGGGGAGCAGCAAUUGCCGCCGCUCGGAGCGAGGGCGCCGGCAGCCGCCUCUCUGCCGAUGCCCGCGUCCCGCAGCCGCCGCGCCGGGAUCCCUGGCGGGAUGAUGCCCAGCGCAGCCGGCGGCGGACGCCUGCUGCUCUGAGCGGGGGCGGGGGGAUCCGGGCAGGGGAUGCUCCCCAAUGGCACCUGCCCCAGGCUUCCGGGCGGUGCAGGCAGCGACAGCAGCGGCAGCGGCGGCAGCGACAGUGGUGGCGGAGGAGCGGGUGGCGCCUCGGAGGAGGCGGCGGCGGAGGGCAUGGACUCGGACGGCAGGAAUUCCUCUGGCGCUCCGAACAGCACCCUGAGUGAGUCUCAGGGCAGCGCCAUCCUCAUCUCAUUCAUCUACUCCGUGGUGUGCCUGGUGGGGCUGUGCGGGAACUCCAUGGUCAUCUACGUGAUCCUACGUUAUGCCAAGAUGAAGACAGCCACCAACAUCUACAUCCUCAACUUGGCCAUCGCGGAUGAGCUGCUGAUGCUAAGCGUCCCAUUUCUGGUUACCUCCACCCUGCUGCACCACUGGCCCUUUGGCUCCCUGCUCUGCCGCCUGGUGCUCAGUGUGGAUGCCAUCAACAUGUUCACCAGCAUCUACUGCCUGACCGUGCUCAGCGUGGACCGCUACAUCGCUGUGGUGCACCCCAUCAAGGCGGCCAGGUACCGCCGGCCCACUGUGGCUAAGAUGGUCAAUCUGGGUGUCUGGGUGCUCUCCAUCCUCAUCAUCCUGCCCAUCAUCAUCUUCUCCAACACAGCAGCCAACAGUGAUGGAACAGUGGCUUGUAACAUGCUCAUGCCAGAGCCCACCCAGAGAUGGCUGGUGGUCUUUGUGGUCUACACCUUUCUGAUGGGCUUCUUGCUGCCUGUGGUGGCCAUCUGCCUCUGCUACAUCCUCAUCAUUGCUAAGAUGCGCAUGGUGGCCCUGAAGGCUGGCUGGCAGCAACGCAAACGCUCAGAGCGCAAGAUCACCCUUAUGGUCAUGAUGGUGGUGAUGGUCUUUGUCAUCUGCUGGAUGCCCUUCUACAUUGUGCAGCUGGUCAAUGUCUUUGUAGAGCAGGAUGAUGCCACCAUCAGCCAGCUCUCUGUCAUCUUGGGCUAUGCCAACAGCUGUGCCAACCCUAUCCUCUAUGGUUUUCUCUCAGACAAUUUCAAGCGUUCCUUCCAGCGGCUGCUCUGCCUCAGCUGGAUGGACAAUGCUGCAGAGGAACCCAUCGACUACUAUGCCACUGCCCUCAAGAGCAGGGCAUACAGCGUGGAGGACUUUCCCCCAGACAACCUGGAGUCAGGGAGUGUGUACAGGAAUGGCACUUGCACCUCCAGGAUUACCACCCUCUGAGGAAGCAUUCCUGUCCUCCAGCUCCCUUACUGCCCCCCAACUGGAGGCUGGAAGCUGAUGGUAUCAUUCUCACCUCUAACCCCUCUUGAAUGCAAAUAGAUGCUAUCGGGUGUUAAGCAAGUGUUGCUUAAUGUUUAUGGAAAGCUUUUAUAUUUUUAGUCCUGCUUGGCAAUUGCUUAGGCUCCAGAGCUGAAGAUCAUAUCGUAUUUGGCACCCAAUCUUGUGUUCUGCACAGCCUGAGCUGCACUUUGCUUGGAACUGAGUAGGGGACACAUCCCCAAAGGAGCACCAGAGACCCCAGAGAGGCCCACGCAGGCACACAAACGAGUAUUGCAUAAGAGUGUGCAAGAUAAAUGACUGCGCCUUUGGUGGACGACAGCUCUGAACUUGGUAGGUGAGUUUAUGUAGAUUUCAAUGUAUACAUCCUUUUGCUUUUUACCCCCUAGUGUGCUUAAUUUGUUGAAAACUUCCACCUUAGACUCUGCACAGAAUAAACAAUGUUUCCUCUCUAAAACUGUAUCUUUGCCUGUGUUUAGAGAGUUCCUAAAAUCUGUCAACUCCACUUGCAAAAACGUCUCCCUAUGUCAUCUGGCUCCUGAAGCCUCUGGCUGUAUCAUCUCAUGUCAACACAUAUGAGCUGGAUCAUUGAGAGCUGGCAAAGGUUUGAGAGCUUCCAGUGAGGAUGCUGUCUUCAGAAAAUAUAGCUGUUAAAGUUACAAAUACAUUGGACAUACUGAAACAGGAAUUUUUAAAAUGCAUAUUAUGGAGAUUAGAUGGUUUCUCCUCAAAUCUGCAAGACAGCCUUUCAGAAUAUCCUGUUUUCUGAGGAUACCAAAGAGGCAGGAAGGCAUUCUGAACAGGGAACUGAUGUAGGUCAGAGUUGCUUGGAUUUUCUCUUCUCACUAGAAGUGGUGUUCAGCUUCAAACAGUAAAAAAAGAAUCACAACUAUUAUCUCUAUGUGGGAAUGAAAAUGUGGUUUUGUUACAAUUUAGAAAUAUUUCUAACUACAGAUGUUAAAAUUGAAGUCCAGAUUGGAACUUGGUUUCUCCAAGUUUGUAGAGGUUUUUGUGACAAAUGCAUUUGUCCUGCAGAGAAUGCCGUAACAAUAAAAGAAAGGUGUCAAGUUCUAACAUCUCUUUUAUCUGGUGUGUCUCAGAUUAUCAUUAACAGCUGAGAAAUAGUGUCUCUGUCUGUCAGCACAUUCUGAUUUUCUGUUUUCAGAGAAAAAGGUAGCAAAAUGUCUGUCUCCCGGAGGAUGAAACUGAAUCAGAGACCUCAUUUUUAAAAGACUACACCAUUUUUCUGUGGCAAAAUCAGUAAAGAAAUCCACUUUCCCUCAUACAAGCUGAGUACUAUAGCCAUUGGUCAUUGUUAUUUCUGGAUGAAUUCACUGGAAGAAUCAUCUAAAUAGUUCAGUUACAUUUCCUGCACAUUUUGCACACCUUAAUGAAGGCUAGAGGUUACUACAGCAGCUUCUUUCCACUUUAAUUUACAAAAAAAUAGAAAUCGAACUUGGUUUUAAUAAUAAUAAUAUUUUAAUAUUAAUUUUAAUAAUUAAAGUAGACAAAUAAAUCAAGAAAGGUGAAAUGCAGCCUUAGUAGAUAAGACAUUUUUUGAUCUCAAGAUGUGCAUAUCCCUUCAUUCUCUGUCAUUCCAAGUUAGUAAGCCAGAAUGCAGAUAGCUCAAUUUAGUUAAGAAGGCUGUAGUUAUAAAGGAGAAUCAAAUAAACGCACCA
Molecule: messenger RNA, 3128 nt
Organism: Taeniopygia guttata (zebra finch)
Lineage: Eukaryota; Metazoa; Chordata; Aves; Passeriformes; Estrildidae
Gene: SSTR1
Product: somatostatin receptor 1
Biological process (GO): neuropeptide signaling pathway; cellular response to estradiol stimulus
Cellular component (GO): neuron projection; plasma membrane
Molecular function (GO): neuropeptide binding; somatostatin receptor activity
Source: RefSeq, a predicted model, not a curated record